Ruditapes philippinarum (Manila clam) is the source of this 5590-nucleotide messenger RNA. RefSeq names its product protocadherin-11 X-linked-like. The record is from RefSeq and is a predicted model, not a curated record. Gene Ontology annotation, cellular component: plasma membrane. Gene Ontology annotation, biological process: homophilic cell-cell adhesion. Gene Ontology annotation, molecular function: calcium ion binding. Lineage: Eukaryota; Metazoa; Mollusca; Bivalvia; Venerida; Veneridae.
ACGAGUGUAGAUAUCAUUGGAGUAACUUCAUUCAAAAUUGGUAUAAGCGUUUAGUAAAAUAACACUUUUUAUCAAAGACGCGUUAUAGUUACAUUGACGCGAAAAGUACUAUUCCAACAAGACGUGCGAAAAGGAUUAGUGACGGACGGAAAUAGAUAUUUUGGCUAUUUUAGCCAAUUAGUGCUUUAAAUCUAUUUCGCGGUGCAGUGAAGUGUGAAAAGGAACGCAGCACGAUUAACACUAUUAAAAUAACUGCGAAAUGUCAUAACUUUCAUUACUGUAGUGAAGAUAUUGUAUUACAGUAAGAUUUUAUCGGGAAAUUAUCGGUAAAUAAUAGGGUUAUUUCACGAAGCGCUGGGUUUUAAAGUGUAUUUGGAUUUCGUCAGUGGGGGUACAGCGAAUUCGGACUCGAUAUCCGGUAGUGAGAAUAAAAUAACGAAAAGUGGUCCAACGGUGACAAUUUAAAUCGAAAAGGGGAUAAUCUAUUACUUAAGAAAUUUACUACAACUCGAUGAUUGUGAAAAGCUGAUGAUCCCAUUGAUGCUGCGAAGGUGCUAAUUAUAGGUUUAUUGGGAGGAGAUAUCAGUAAUUAGCGGCACUAAGAAGCCUCUGUCUUUAUAUUAUAUAAUUCGCGGCAUGAAAUAACGUCUGUUAAAUGCCUAUUUUCCGCUAUGAUUGACAUUGAAUGGAGAAAAUAGAAUAUACGAUCAUUCAGGUGGUUUGAUCGAAGCAGAAAAUUCGUUAAACGUGUUUGUAAUCACCUUUGUUAGAACGCUCGGAUUUUGGUAAUUAAAGGGCAAUCUACCAACAAGAACUUUGGAUACAUACAGAGUGAUUGAAUAAACACAUUGAUAUGGUACAUUAUAAGCUAUAUUAUUUUACUUUAUAAACCAAAUAUGACAUGAUAAUCAACAUCCCGGAGUCUGGAGUGAAAAGAGUUCCACUGGAGCGUAACACGGGAUUAAAGGCGAAGUGAAAAACGUUCUCGGAGCGCUAUUGGUGCAUUUAACAUUUAUACACAGCGGUAGCGUAGUGGGAUUUGCUGUUAUUAUCCGAUAUUUUUAGAAGAUGUAGUGAAUUGAAAUUAAACGAAACUUAUAUAAUCGGCGAAAAAGUAUUAAAUUAUUCAGGACUAUUAGUGAAAUAUCACAAACAUAUUCCUACGCGGUAUAAGAUGGUAUCGGAGAGAUUUAAUUAUUUGGUACAAAGAUAUGUUAGUGGUUAAAACAAUCAGCCUUAUUUAUGAGAAGAUAUCAGCGUAUUUUUUUUUCGGAAUCUGGAAAUAUUAGAGGGAUUAUUAUAGAUUCGUGUCCAGAUAUCAGUGAACCAGAUGCCCAUCACAGGUAUGAUAUUUCCUUAGUGUUAUGACUGUAGGUAAAGAGAAUUACAACAGGUGAAAAAUAAACAACUAUUAAUGAAUGACAUUACUGUUAAAACACUUGAACUCUGUCAGAUCACAAUUGACACGACGGUAUUCAGCCAUUGACAAGCGUUUGAUGUACUUUCAUUUAUCAUUCAGUUUAUAUUAAUUAACUUUCAUUGUAAACUUGUGAGGGGAACACAAUGGAUGAUUGCAAAGUAAAAGGAUUUUUAUUGACUGUAACGAUAUUAAUAUCUGUUUCUAGUGUUUUUUCUGAAACGUUUACAUUUCGAAUGAAAGAGGAGGAAAAGAUCGGAUACGUUGUGGGUAAUAUACUUGAACAAUACAAGAGUGACCGGGAUGAACUUCGGUUCACGUUAAUGAAACAAGGUAACGAGUACGAGUCUCUGUUUGAAGUGGAAGAAAUAAGUGGUAAUUUAACAACUAAACAAAUCAUUGACAGGGAAGUUCUGUGUGAAUUUACCACCACGUGCGAAAUAUCACUCGACGUGGCCGCUCAAACUGUUUUAAAUGACGGCUUUUUCGAUGUUGUCAAUAUCAUAGUGAUUGUAGAAGACAUAAAUGACAAUGCUCCAACUUUCAAUAAAUCCAGUCUAAACUUACCUCUAUCGGAAUCAGUCCUAACCGGAAGUAGUAUUACUAUAGAAGGUGCCCGUGACAAAGACACAAGUGAGCAGUUUUCGUUAAAAAGUUACGAUCUGCAACCCAAAAUGACGGGAGAGGCGUUACCCUUCAACUUAACAUUUUCGAAAAAGUUAGACGGCAGUUCCAAAAUAAAUCUCAUUGUAAAGGAGAAAUUAGACAGGGAAGUUAAAGAUUCUUAUCAAUUCUAUAUCAUAGCAAAGGAUGGGGGACCAACGCCUAAAAUUGGUACAUUAUUGGUGAAUGUUUCGGUAUUGGAUAUUAAUGAUAACAGUCCUGUGUUUGAAAAAUCUUCCUAUGACAUCACUGUUAACGAAGACGUUAACGUUAAUGACGUCAUACUCACGUUAAAAGUGACUGAUGACGAUCUCGGCGACAAUGGGAAAGUCAGGUUUAAACUAAGCUCAUUUCAACCAAAAAACAAUUUAAAGUAUUUUAGUAUAGACGAAAGGCUAGGUCACUUAAAGAUUAAAGAAAAAUUAGACUCGGACGCUGGUAAUACUUUCAGGCUGAUUGUGGAAGCGACGGAUCAGGGGAACCCCCCUCUAACUACUCAGACAUUUGUAGAUGUUUCUGUUUUAGAUACGUCAAAUAGUGCACCGGAAAUUCAUCUCAAUCUCCUCUCAAAUGCCAACUACUCCAGGGUUUCAGAGUAUGCCAAUAUCGGCGCUGUUGUAGCUCACGUGGCGAUAGUGGACCGCGACUCUGGUCGUAAUGGUAAUGUGAAUUGUUCCGUGAUUAGUGACGUUUUCGGCCUACAACGAUAUGACGUGCACGAGUACAAAGUGAUAGUGUCAAGGUCAUUGGAUCGUGAGCGAUCAGCUUCUCACAACGUUAGUAUCCGAUGCGAAGAUAAAGGUGUACCUCCCCUAGGUAAUACAAAAAGCUUCCUAGUGCAUAUAAACGACGAGAAUGACAAUCCGCCCAGAUUUAGACAGCAGCGGUACUUCACAAAUAUUGACGAAAAUAAUGAAAUCGGUGAUGAAAUUAUAACAGUUAAAGCAUUCGAUCUUGACUUCGGCAAUAAUAGCGAUAUAACUUACUUUAUGGCAACUACUUCUUCUAAAUAUGCAUAUGUCGACUCGAAGACUGGUAUGGUCAUGGCAAAUAAAGUCUUUGACAAGGAAUCUAAAGAAGGUCAAGGGGUCUCACUAACAAUCUAUGCGAAGGAUAAUGGUGUGCCAGCGCUAACAGGAACUACAUCUGUGAUUGUUACUAUCAAUGACCAAAACGACGAGAAACCUGUAUUCGACCAAACCUUAUUCCGUUUCUGGUUAGACGAAAAUCUCCCCGCAGAUACGUCCGUGGACCGACUAAGUGCAAAGGAUAAUGACAAAAGCAGUAAUGCAAUAACAAAGUUUUCGUUGAAACCAGGUCAACCUGAGGUUCCAUUCGUUGUUCUGGAAGACGGGGUAAUCAAAACAGAUAGAGAAUUGGAUAGAGAAGUAAAAGACGAAUAUACAUUUGAAGUUGUCGCUACAGACGCCAGUAAGCGGCUUUUCAGUACAGCUAAAGUAACUGUGUUUAUUGUAGACAAAAACGACAACGACCCUGUCAUUCAAUAUCCUAAACCCGGUAAUAAUACCGUAAACGUUUCAUUCCUUACGUCACCAAGAACAAUCGUAUAUAACGUCAUUGCAUACGACUUAGACGAGCCAUACACGGAUAACUCGAACUUACGGUACUCUAUGACUACGGAGAACAAAACAAACUUCUUUUCCAUAGAUCCACUUAGCGGUGAUGUUAUUUUAUCAGCUCCUUUAGAAAACACUAAUUACGUCGGUAAAAUGUAUUUACUGAAAAUAACAGUUCGGGAUAGCGGGGAUGGCACCAAGCCGGCGACGGCCAUGUUACGUAUAUUCAUAACAACAGAUAACGAAACCUUAUCUUCAUCUACCGAAGAACCGAAUAAAAACUUUGUUAUAGUUGUUGUUGUUGCUGCCUUAACGAUUCUAAUAUCUGCCGGGAUCAUAGUUACCAUAUGUAUUAUCCGUCGGCUCGAUUCCCGCCGUCGGGACGACAAACAACGACAAAAGGUGCUGAACGAUAACAUGUAUACGAAGAACAAUGAAGAAGUGGACAAUAUUUUCCCUCUCCCUAUGGAUACAAGCUUCACAGAGAAGAAGAAAAAAGAAGUGAGUUUUUCACUAGAGGAGAAUGGUAUGAUGAACCACAGCCAGAUGAACUGUGCACUUGAUGAACCCGGCCAAGACAGUUUCGAGAUACUAUUAGAGCCCCCGCCUCAAUAUCAGCUAUGUGUUCCAAAAGGUAAAUUGGACGAUUGUCAUUCGGACAUGUCAGGAGAGAGUAACGGAGACAGUGGUAAAGGUGGUAGUGACGAUGACCUUCAGAUACCGUCUGGUUUAGGUUUUAUUAGAGAUGAUAUACAACGCUCAAGGGACAGAUGGGAAAGCUCAAGAAGUGAAAGUCCCAGCAUGCAACAGAUGACGACAUUUCCGUCAAGAUGUCUGCAGAACGACACAAUUCCACACCAGAAAAUCAUUCCAUUCUCCUUUAAAAAGACGCCAUCUUAUAUGGGGUCUGGACUAGUUGCGAACAACUUAACACCGUCGACGCCGUCGUCAUCUUACAGUAUGCCGAUGUAUUAUGACGACGAAAGUCGCUCCUCGUCGGGAUUCCAAAGUGCAGAUUCUAGUUAUUCAAACAGACACAGAAAUGGCGGGAAAUUGAAUUUAAUGAGAAACAAUAUUCAAGACUGUGUCGUCUGAUACGAAAACUACAUAAUAUUUUUUUCGUCUGUGAUAUAUUUUUUUAAAUCUUCAAAGUUAUUGCUUUUUGUGUUCACCUUGUGGAGAAGUGUAAACAUUUUAUAUAAGCACAACAUGGACACGUGCAUAUAUUUAAUACGUGCAAUACAAGUCAAAUUACAUGACUCAUUUAACACAAUUUGCCGCUAUAGUAACAAGAAGAAACAAACUCUUCAAUCCGAUUGUUUCCUGUGACUGUGCCAAAUUACGCCCAGAUUGUAAAGUGAGAAGCUGUACUCAGGUGCAUGGAUGCUGAAAACUGACACACUUCAUCAAGUGUUGCGCAGACGACUUAAAGAUAUUAGAAAUUCUGGAGAUGACGGGGAAAACUGGCUGCAAUAAGUUACACCACUGAUGAAAGAAGUCGAGUUGUAAUGAUAAAUGGGAUAAAUUUAUGAAAUGGCUACCUCAACAAGAGUUAGAAAUGAACCCUUAAAUGUAAAUGAUGAAUUACACGUGCCAAAGAUAACCCUUGAACUCGUGCUCAAUACAAACUUCUAGGGGAGACAGUAUAACUUAAACGAACAUGUUAUGACCUAAGAUGUGGCGAGACGGUAUUUAGCCGAAUAAAGAUGAUCCGGGUGCCUGUUAAAACAAUAAAAACCCACUAAAAGGAUCAUUUAUUCAUAAUUAGUGUAGCAUUAAUUAGUUACGGUCAGUGCGACCAACCGUUUGUUUAAUUAAUUUUUCUCUUUGAUACGCCGACGUCGGCGCGUUUGAUGUCUGCAACUAACUUUUAAAGAUAGGUGUUAUCUUUAGCGUGCUGGUUGUUUACACGUUACUGACCAGUCUACGGAUG